Blastomyces gilchristii SLH14081 is the source of this 4307-nucleotide messenger RNA. Its product is annotated as nuclear transport factor 2 domain-containing protein. The record is from RefSeq and is a predicted model, not a curated record. Gene Ontology annotation, biological process: protein import into nucleus. Gene Ontology annotation, cellular component: nuclear pore central transport channel. The transcript has 3 exons. The coding region runs from base 2763 to 3293 and encodes 176 amino acids. NCBI's taxonomy places the organism in Eukaryota, Fungi, Ascomycota, Eurotiomycetes, Onygenales, Ajellomycetaceae.
UUUUUUCCGCCUGGGGAAGAUGAUGUCUGUCCGACCGUUCUAGACCUGGGCUGAGGCUCAACGGUUUUGGAUCACAUGCGCAUGAGAAACCAUUGGCAUUUUGCCUUUUCUUUACUUUUUUUUUCUUGUCUCCCUAAUCACCUGAUUUCUUUUCUUUUCAUUUUUCAUUUUUCAUUCAUUCAACUCCGAGUGUUAAUCCAUCGUAUUGAUCAGAAGAUCGCCUAUCACCGCCACUCACGCCUCGCUUAUAAGCGGAGGGAACAAGGUGCCGGUUGUCCCCUCUUUGAGAUCCACAAGGGGAACUCCGUAGUCACGGUCCGCUCCGAGCUUGGCAGCGUUGAAAUUGCGCUUCUCAACUUCCGCAACACCGAGCAUGUCCAGCAACUCCAAGGAUUUCUGCGGCAUGAAAGGUUGCAAGAGGAUGCCGGCUAUGCGGAGCGAUUCUGCAGUUGUGUAUAGUACAUCGUUUAGUUGGUUGGGGUUGUCGGCGCUGGGGUUUUUCACGAGGGACCAUGGUUGCAUUUCGUGGAAGUAUUUGUUUGUCUGGAUGGGUUGCAUGGAUACUGUGGUUAGUACUUCGGGUAGGGAAAGAAAGGAGGAAAAAAAUAUAGAAAAGGAAUGGAAGAGGGAUUGGAGAUGCUUUGCACCUGGUAUAUAAUUUCCAUAAUACUAUUCAGCGCCCUGCGCGGGUCAAGCUGCUCCAUCUCCGCUUUCACUCGCUCCGGUAUCAUCUCAAGAAGAUCGUGAUGUUUAUCCCUUGUCAACUGGCCCUCAGUCGCCAUGACAAUACUGUCUCUGACAUUCCACUUCUUCCCCCGCAGAAGCCGACUCGUAAGGUUUCCGAUGCCCCACUGCAAGCCCUUCUUGUACCGUUCGAUGAUAUAGGAGUUUUCAUAGUCCGAAUCAGAGGACUGAGCGCCGUCAAUCGUGAGGUAGAAGCGCAUCGUGUCGAUGCCGAAUCGUUCAAUGGCAAAGUUCGGAUUGACCACGUUGCCAGUGGACUUGGACAUUUUCUCAUGGUUAAUUGUCCAGUGACCGUGUGCUAGGAUUUGGCGAGGGAGUGGAAGGUCUAAUGCCAUCAGGAAUGCGGGCCAAUAUAUGCAAUGGAAUCUGCUCCGAAACGAGUAUUAGUUUUUUUUGCAAUACGUCUAUUUGUGGACGCUGGGGGCUGAGUCCGUGAUCGAUUCCACUCACCGCAGUAUAUCUUUGCCAACUACAUGCACAUUUGCCGGCCAAAUCGAUUUAGAACCAUGGGGGAAGGGGUAUCCUGCAUAUGUUAUGUAGUUCACCAGCGCAUCCAACCAGACGUAAAUGACUUGAGACUCGUCAUAAGGCACUGGAAUUCCCCACUUCAACCGACUGGCGGGUCUCGAAAUCGAUAAAUCCUGUAGUCCCGACGAGACGUCGCUUACAAUUCCAUCCAUGUAGUUUCUCGGCGUGAUGAACCCGGGAUUCUUCCUGAAAUGCUCAAGCAAUGGCUCCUUGAACGCCGAUAACCGGAAAUGAUAAUUCUCCUCUGACGUCCACUGGACUUCUUUCCCGGUUUCAACAGACGUCUAUGGGAAGGAUAGAAUGUUAGCUAGGGGCAACCAUUGAAACUGACAAGGAGGAAACGCACAAUUAUUUUCCGUCCUGUUGACGGGUCAAGGGUCGGCUGGACUGCUGAGGGAGGAUAGAAUGCUUCGUCACUGACGGAAUACCAUCCUUCGUGUUUCGACGUGUAUAUAUAGCCCCGGUGGUUGAGCAUGUCCUACCCAGAAGUCAAUAUUGCCAUUUCAUAUGGGAUUUGAGAUAUCGCACUCCACAUACCCAAAAGUAGCGCACUGCCUCCUUAUGCUCGGCGUCCGUCGUCCGUAUAAAAUGGUCGUACUCCACAUUUCCUUUUCUAGCAAGAUUCUUCAAUCUUGUUAGAAGGAAAUUGCCAUCACGAUUUCCCAAACAACGGUCUUCGGAUUGGCUAUCAUACCUUAAACGUCAGGCAGUUCUGAUCGCAUAGCUCUUGCGGUGUCAUCCCGAGUGCGGCCGCCGCUUGUUGAAUCUAUACCCCAAAAUUUCCAAUGAGCGCUGUGUCUAAAAUACGCCAUAUCCGAUCCCAAUCAAUCAUACCUUCAACCCAUGCUCAUCCGUACCCGUAAGGAGCUUUGCAUCCGUAUUACCCAAUAGAAUCUGCCACCGUUUCAACACAUCUGCGACUAUCAUGGUAUAUAGGUGGCCCACAUGCGGAGCUACGCGCAACAAAAGAAAAAAAAGAAACCAAAUAUAGGCGUCGUGACAUAAAAUGGCUUCUUAUCGGCAGCCUGUGACGGUGCUGUGCUGAGAGCCCGCCAUUGCGGUCUCCGACGGAACGAAUUUCUGCAUGGUGAACAUAUCCACGGGCGCCUGUUUGUUGGCUUUGUAAACCUCGCCGCUCGGGAAAUAGCGCGAAGCCCGAAGUCUAGCAUAAUUGCCUGGGCUUUUGUGAGCUGGGAUGCAACUUGAACAGCGAGUUGCGGCGAGAAAGUUGAGUUCCGGGAAACGAGCACGUGGUCCGAGCUUCUAGAACAACCCCGAAACAAAUAUUUUCCUUUGACACCACGUCCUAUAUUUUAUUGUCAAGGCAUCCUUAACAAUCAACAUAGUCAACACUGCUGUCUACUGCGUACGGCUAGAUAUUGGCAAAGGCCUGUUCUACUAGAAGCUCGUGAGAGCUGCACAUUUACUUGUUUUUACCUCCUGCAUUUUUGCCAAACUGCAAGUCAAUCAACACACCCACCACCUCUACCAUGGCGCAAGUGACGGAGGAUACCCUCACUAAGAUAUCUACGGAGGCCGCCUCAGACUUCGUCCAAUCCUUCUACCCCGCCCUCCAAUCCGCGCGAAACACCAUCGCCUCGUACUACGCCCCCGCCCCAACUCUCUGCAAAAUACUCUUCAACGGCAACGUCGUCGCAUAUGGGUCCUCCGUACAAGAAAUCUUCGCAAACCAAAUGCCACCCGCACACUACGAGGUACACUCAUACGACUGCCAAAUCAUCAACACGAAUUAUCCCGCGAUUCCUGCGGCAUCAUCCACCGCAACAGCCAGCGCAAAGCCAUUAUCGAGCUCCGCAGCGGCAAGGAAUAUGUCAAUCCUGGUGAUUGUGAAUGGGUCUGUGAGGUUUGGGGAGGAGAGGGGCCCGGGAGACUUGUCAAAUCGGGGAUUUAGUGAAACGUUUGUUCUGGUACCGAAUACACAGGCUGAUGCUGGGGGCUUGCAGGCUAGGGGGAAGAAACAUUGGUUGAUCCAGAGUCAGAAUUUUAGGUUGGUUGUGUGAGACGUUUAUAGGAAUGGGAGAAGAGGAGACUGUGAAUAUCUGAAGAGCUUAUAUUUUGGGAAGAGCUUGUUGACCGUCCAUGGCUGGGACGAUAUAUGAACUUUCUAACAUGCAAGACAGCUGGGAUUAUUUGAAAGGAAUACAAGAGGAGGCAUGUUGGACUAGGAAUUUACCCCGACGGCCUGCUCGAACUGAAUAUACAAUGCAAUACUAGCGCCAUAUCCGACGGGAAAGGGAAACGAAUCAACAUAAGGUAUAUCUAGGCCAACCACCAACACUAUUUUCUCGGAUGUCUCAAAUUCGCCUUCACGCGUUCGACCAGAUCCUCUCUUGACGCAGUCGAACUUGGCAGGAGACCGCGCUGUGGGGAUGGAUUGGUUACGUCAGAUGAGAAAUUCUUACCCGCAUAAAUUUACCUGGGGCCUUUUGGGGCGGGGGAAACGGCUUAAAUUGGACCAGCACAUACCGAACUAAGCCACCGUCUCAGUUCCUCUAUUGACCAGUUUUCUGGGUCUUGAAAGAUGGGUUAGCAAGGGUUGAGUGAAAAGAAGGACCUGUGGAUAUCUGGGAUUGGAAAACAACAUACUUCCUGUUGGGUCUGGUUCUGCGGGAAACAUAUCGCCACCCCAGAUCGUCCAUGCUGCCGCCGCUGUUACAAGACCUGCGAAUCCUGCAAAUACAGUCAGCUAAACAGCCGUGGAAUGAUUUAUUGUAUUGUUUGCAUUUACCAAGGAAUAGAUUCUAUCGAGCAGUGGGAAUUAGCAUGGAUACAUACUGGAUUAUAAUAAUAGUUUGCUAAUAUGUAUUUCAGUAGCUGUACCUUUGAAUUCAAAGCUUUAUCCAACGGAGUAGGCAUCUUGGCAACUAUAUUUUCUUAUGUAUAAUCUUGACUUAUAAGGUAGUAAAGGUAUAUCGAUUAACAAGGACACAUUCCCCCUAUCAAAACAGCGUCGCCUAAUAUUCUUACAUAAUCAGAUCCAUCCAAUGCCAAGCCUCAUGCAUGGGCCUACCUAC